Molecule: messenger RNA, 636 nt
Organism: Geosmithia morbida
Lineage: Eukaryota; Fungi; Ascomycota; Sordariomycetes; Hypocreales; Bionectriaceae
Product: large subunit ribosomal protein L19
Exons: 2
Coding region: 1-636 (211 amino acids)
Biological process (GO): translation
Cellular component (GO): mitochondrial large ribosomal subunit; ribosome
Molecular function (GO): structural constituent of ribosome
Source: RefSeq, a predicted model, not a curated record
AUGAAUGUCGCCGGCAUGAGGCAUUCCACUGGCUGCCUAAAGGCGGCACUACGGCAAGUCCGAUGGCAAAGGGCCAAUGUGCGAUCCUUCACCUCCACCUCUACGACCUGGGCCGGCAACACCCCCAGCGCCUUUAGCGGACGUCAGCGCGAGGAGAUUGAGAAGGUCAGCAACUUCAAGGUGUGGCCUCAGGUGCCCUCCGUCCGGAAGACGCACCCGAACCCGAUGCCGGCCAUCCACGAGCAGCAGAUUGCCAAGCUGGACCCGACGGGCGCCCGCACGCGCCUAUUCUCCAAGAAGUACCCGGACAGCGCCAACGUGGGUGACGUGCUGAUGGUGACGCCCAGGUCGGGCGAGCCAUUCGCGGGCGUGCUGAUGCAGAUCCGCCGGCGGGGAGUCGACACGGCCAUCCAGUUGCGCGGCCAGCUCAUGCGCGUCAGCACCGAGAUGUGGUACAAGAUCUACAGCCCGACAGUCACGGCCAUCGACAUCAUCUGGCGCCGUCCCAAGAGGGCCAGGCGCGCCAGGCUCACGUACCUCCGCAAGCCCCAGCAUGACAUGGGAAACGUCGACAACCUCGUGUUUGCGUGGAAGAAGGAGCGUCACGCCCUGCGUGGAAAGCACAGGUCCAGGUAA